Messenger RNA from Opisthorchis viverrini, 2048 nucleotides. RefSeq lists its product as hypothetical. The record is from RefSeq and is a predicted model, not a curated record. Gene Ontology annotation, cellular component: nucleus. Gene Ontology annotation, molecular function: nucleic acid binding. Lineage: Eukaryota; Metazoa; Platyhelminthes; Trematoda; Opisthorchiida; Opisthorchiidae. The coding region runs from base 1 to 1416 and encodes 471 amino acids. The transcript is spliced from 4 exons. Gene Ontology annotation, biological process: regulation of gene expression.
AUGCCUACUUCUGUAGCCGAGAAAGUCAGGGGUCAUGUGAAAUGGUACAGUGUCGCAAGGCGUUAUGGGUUUAUUAGUCGUAACGACGAUGGCGGCGAUCUAUUUGUCCAUCGUUCGGUCAUCUCUUCGUGUGCAAGGCGCAUUCCGUCCUUAAGGAGUGGUGAGGAGGUUGAGUUCAAUGUCGUCGAAACGAACCAUGGCGUGGAGGCCAAUUACGUGACUGGUCCUGGUGGUCAGCCGGUGAAAGGCAUCAAGCCAGUCUAUAGACGGUUCCGCACUACCAGUGAACCAAACAUGGAUCCUAAUUCCACACCCAAUGCGGCGUUCACACCUGAGGCGGAACACAUUCGUCCAAAACAAGGUGGUCGUCGCCCUAGAGGUCCACGUCAGUCUUCCAAUCGAGUGCUCUCCGCCGGAGAAGGAGAGCAUCCCGACAAUGGAAAACAUGAAGGACCCAACGGCACCACACCGAAUCAACUGAACGAACAUACGGCUGUCGAUGGCCAUUCUCCAAAUCACACCGUUCCGCGCCAACGUCGUCGACCUCAACGACGUACUCCGAGACAUCGAAGUGCACCAACUGCCGAUACAGGAGACAACAUGGAUGACGAUCAAAACGGUUUAGAGCACGAUGCACACACGCCAGUCGCGAGAUACGACGGCAGAGGACACCCUCGACCGUUCAGACGCCCAUUCCGCCAACGUGGCGGUUUCCGCUAUAUGAACGGCUAUGCUUACGGGCAAAAUUACAUGGUUCACCCUGUUGGCCCGCCGCCAUAUCAGAACCGGUUCAGACCAAUGGGAGGAUACAGAGAUGGAUUCGAUCAGGGUCCAAGGAGAAGAGGAUUUGGUGGUGGCUAUCCUCGGGGACCUCGACGAAGACCUCCCACAACUGGAGACCAUGCACCACGCUUAAACGGACAAAUCGGUGUGGACAAAGAACAACUUGCUGCAUCCGCUGAUGUUGUACCAGGUGAAAGCAAUGUUCCCGAGGAUGCAGUCGCGGUCAAUGUCACCGUGUCUGCACAGAACCUAGUCAUACAGGCCCAGGUAGUACCGGACUCAAUGAAUACACCCCAAGAACAACCAUCUGAAUCCACCGAAUUGGCUGAUAUGGUAACGACCACUGGCGAUGCUCCGAGGGAACAAAACCCAGCCACUAUCGAGAGACCUGUGACCGAGGCUGCAGUUGAUCCGAAGGCUGAGCUGAACACAGCAAACAUGCUACAAAAUACUGCUGAUACAGACGCCUACCAUCCAGAGACCGGGUCAGAAUCCAAAGAUGAACCAGAACCUGACCCGACUGUGGAAGACGUCAUUGAAGGCGUUCAACAGAUAGCAUUACAUGAUGGGAAACUGGUGUCCACUACAGCCGCGGGCGCUCUCGAUGCACCGGUCAAGCAGGAGGCCGAAUAGCCUCUCCAAUGUGACUGCCUCGAUUGUUAUGAAAUGCGUUUAUUGCAGGUUUACUUCUGUUUUCGAACUUGUUUGGCCUCUGGUCGUCCUGUUCCCAUUUGAGCCACUUCUUACUAGAUUUUUUCCAUACAGCCAAAUCCAUCUCCAUAAGCACCUGAUUACUGCCACCACUUUCACCAGCAUCGAUUCUUACGUGUGUUUGCCUUUGCAUUUGCUUGCCAAACAACCCAAUUCGAACUAAAUGUGUGGACGUAUAUAAUUUCACACACACGCAAAAAGCCACGUGUUUUUCCAUUCGCCUCCGGGAAGUGGAUUUUGCUGGCUAUUCCUCCUCUCAGGCGUUUUUGUCUGCUGCUGCCGCUGCUUGUCUACUUGGUGGCGGUUGGGGGUGACUAGUGUGGCGCCAGUUUGCUCCUCUCCUCCAGCCUUGUAGUUUUUACUACAAACCACCCCAUUCUGUAGUUUUUCUACUCUCAGUUACCCUUUUCUAUGCAUUUUUCACCCCCGAAUCCCGCUGUUCUGCGAUCCAGUUUCAGAUCGGCCCAGAUUCGCUCUAUUCCUUCAAGCUUAACGUACAUUCAUCCGCCUUUUUCCUGUAUCAGUGUACAAACGACUUUCACCAACUGCAUCAC